AUACUGUGAAUUUGGGCGGGAAAGCGUACUGGACUGUAGAGUAUUGUUUUUGUGUUGAGCUGGUGAAGUCUACAUGCAGUUCGUUAAUCCAUCAGUACCAAUAACACCAAUGUUUCGAAAAUUCAUGCAGGACAUAUGAGACGGCAGUCUGUUUAGAUCGCAUAUCCCAUUAUGUAGAUUAUAUAGUUUCGUGCCAAGUGUUAGUUGCACAUUAUUGGACAUCCGAUAAUACUGAACUAAAAAGAAGAAAAGAAAAGAAAAGGUUGUUGCUCCUGUUUGAGUUACCAUGGAUAUAUCACGAAAGAAAAGAAGAGUAGCAAAAGCCAUCGUGGAUGGACUGGCAGAACUGUAUCCACAUGAUGUGCAGCUGUAUAGGAAGCCUCCUUUGAUGACUAUUUCUCUUUCUGAAUUUGAGGAACUUGCAGUGGCUAGACUGAAAGUUCUAAGGAUUAUAGAUCAAGCAAAUCUUCAAAAGAAUGUUCCUAAAUAUUCUGAAGACUGGAGGAAAAAAAUUGUCGCGGAGAUCAAGAAACAGGGCAUAAAGGCUUUUCCCCGACUUGCAGAAGGUAGUGAAGGUGAUGGUCAGUCAGAACUGGAAGUGGAAGCCAGAAGAAAGGAUCAUAUAUCUCAUUACCUUUUACGGCUUGCAUACUGUCGGUCAGAAGACUUGAGGCGGUGGUUUAUUGCCAGAGAGGUGGACCUAUUUCGAUUGCGUUUUCAUUAUUUAAAAGCAAAAGGAAUUACAACUUUCCUUAAGGAAAACAAAUUGGAUUAUUCACCAAUCCACAAAACUGAGAAAGACGAGUUAAAAGAAUAUCUUUGCUGUUCUUCCACAUCAAUUUCACCGUCAACAAUUGAUAUUGUUGAUUUCUACAAAGUGCCUUUCAUUGAGGUACUGGAUCUAGUUCGUAACCGAAAAGUCUAUUUGUCCUCUGGUUUUGCAUAUAUACCAAGUUCAGAUUUGAUAUCUGUUCUCACGUCAGUAUUCCGGGCGAACCUAUCACAUGCUUUAACACUCACAUUUCGACAUUUGGCUGUUGUGGAACAAGAUGACCGUAUAUAUCCAUUACUGCGUGGCCUUCAUCAUAGUUACACAGGAGAAGAGUAUUUGGCAAAGAAAGAUGGUGAUGAUAUCCAAGUAGAGGAUUUGGAUAAGUUGUCGCGAUCAUCAUUUCCAUUAUGCAUGCGUCGCAUUCAUGAGAAGUUGCGAGAAGCUCAUCAUUUGAAAUAUGGUGGCCGUAUGCAGUAUGGUCUUUUCUUAAAAGGCAUUGGUUUAUCUCUGGAAAAUGCUAUGAAAUUCUGGAGAGAAGAAUUUGUAAAAGCAAUGGAUGCAGAUAAGUUUGACAAACAGUAUGCCUACAACAUACGCCACAAUUAUGGAAAAGAAGGGAAAAGGGUGAACUACACACCUUACAGCUGUGCCAAAAUCAUAAUGUCAUCAGUUGGACCCGGUGACACUCAUGGCUGCCCUUUUAAACAUAAUGAUUUAUCAUCCCUCAAACAGCUACUCCUAAGUUAUGGAAUACCUGCAGCAGGUAUUCAAGAAAUGGCAGAUUAUGUAUCUCGUGGCCACUUUCAAAUUGCAUGUGCCAAGUAUUUCGAAAUCACUCACAGUGCACCUAUUGACAGUGGUGUUAAUCAUCCCAAUAAAUAUUUUGAAGAGAGUCAGAAGCUUAUUGCUGGAAAACAUUUCAAAUCAGAAAAUGGUGAGUCACUAAAACCAUCUUCGAAGACAAAGCCAAAAGAAGACAUCUGGGGAGAUGAUAUAGAUAUGACUUCACUGGAGUUAACAAAAAUUGAAGCAAACAUAAAAACAGAACCUAAUGAAAGUGAUUGUGCUCCCAUCAUUUCGUAAACGUAUUUUUUGUGUGCCUCAAAAUAACUAAAAGCCAUACAGACUCAUACUGUGUGCAGUAGUGGCUAACAGCUUCCUUCCUGUCUGCGUAACCAGAGAUGGUGAUAAAGGUUUUCAGAAAGAGUGGUAUACUGUAUAAUUUUGUGAUGAGUAGGAGCACCUUUUAUAACAGAUGUAAAUAAUCAAUAUUUUUGCUGUCUUUGUCUUCUGUGUAGUAACCUCUGCUUCUCUUUCAAUUUAUCUCUCCUUUCACUUGGAUUGAUCAUCGGAGAACUGGACUAUUAAUGUUAUGUACUAUAUGUUGUGUGUUGUAAAAUUUUAUUGUGUAAUGACUGCUGAUCUGAUGUACAUAUGACUAUGUUUUUUUAAUCCUUUGAAGUAUCUUGUACAAAUCUGGUGCUACUCAUUAAAAUCAGCAGUGAAGUGGUG
Schistocerca cancellata (South American locust) is the source of this 2284-nucleotide messenger RNA. It is a transcript of the gene Prim2, whose product is annotated as DNA primase large subunit. The transcript is spliced from 10 exons. Gene Ontology annotation, biological process: DNA replication, synthesis of primer. Gene Ontology annotation, cellular component: alpha DNA polymerase:primase complex. The record is from RefSeq and is a predicted model, not a curated record. Lineage: Eukaryota; Metazoa; Arthropoda; Insecta; Orthoptera; Acrididae. The coding region runs from base 287 to 1855 and encodes 522 amino acids.